AUGGAACUCAGCGCCAAUCUAUCAGCCCUCGGAAUGCUCCAACCAUUGAGCGAGUCAGACUUCAAUCUCGAUGUCGGUGGCAUUGUCGGUUUCCUUGGAGGAGAAGAGGCGAUUUCGGCCAUGGAAAGCAUGCCUUUCUACAAGUACCGGAAAUGGCUGGGGUGGUACAACUCGCCCGGCUCGUACACCAUUGCCAAGCACUUCGGCAAGCUCCCCGUUUCUCGCUUCUGGGAUGGAAUUUAUCCUGGAGUGAACGAUGACCCAGCUACGCUGCUUGGACUCGAUGGGAAACGUGGGCCGAAGUUCAGAGGCGUCGUCUCUGGCACUGCCUUGGGCCACACGGGGCAUGUUGCACAAACUUUUACUCAAUACUGUCGUAGUGAAGUGAAAGCGGUGCCAUCGAUGUUAUCCGAAGCGCGCAAGGAAGGUCAGCGUACCACGACAACGACGAACGUCACCAUCGCAGACUUUUUGGUCCGAACCCCGGGGACGUCGACGGAGACUCGGCUUGAGUACGACGAGACUGAAUCCCCCCUUUGGUCCGUAGCCAUCGCCUCGAUCCCGAUUUCGAUGAACCUCGCGUGCUGUGUUCUGUGCGGGUUGUCUGCCGAGUGGUUUGCGUUCGGUGUUAUCCUGUAUGGCAUCAUCUGCAAUGGCGUGGCGUGCUACCUGAUUGGCUCAGCGGAAAUCUUCCUUCGUCAUCCUCGACCCUCUCCUCAUUCCCCUUCCGGAAACGGAAUCUUGGAUGAUCGGGAUCAUUUUGUCGUUUGCAGAGGCACCGAAGCAUCUAUCAACUACAUCGUCAAAAGCAAGAUUGUCGUUAAAUACAGCAAGGACGAGGGGUACAAUAAAAUUGGGCUCAGCGCGAUGUCGCUGACCGUCCAGUUUAUUGCUCAGCUCUUCCUCAUUCCACUCAGUGGUCUUUUCGGACAGAUCAUGUUCCUUACGACGCUCGCCAUCUCAUGGAUCUACAAUGCGUAUAUCUCAUCCAUAGACAAGGAUCAGCUGCAGCAAAGACUUCUGAUGAAGAACAUACCCCUCAAGGAAUCUACGGGCAAACGGGUCUCAAAGGUGGAAAUGCCUACGAGGACGUCGGCGGUAGUGUUUGCAAUGCUCUGCGGGCUGCCGUACUCCGAGCUCAAGGUCGACGCAAUCGACCGCUACGCCCGGGGGAUACUAGACUCUUUACUUCCGAAAGACACUGAGGUUUGGGAGGAGUGGCGAGGUUUAGUUUUGCCGAGAGUUGAGCAGCUAGUGCAAUCGGACAUCCGCAGCAGACUCCUUUCGAAAUCUCCAGUACCGAAUCCAGACCCCCUCGAGGACCUAUUCGACUUCAAACUCAAUGAAUACGGUGACACAGAUAGGGAAAAGAGCCUGCUAAGGGAUCUACUUGAUGACACGCAGGGUGCAUACGAGUCAUUCUACGAUAUGUUUCUCAAAAUCCCAGGUCGCGACCGUGUCCCGACGCUGCCAUUGCACCCUCCCAAUCAUUCCCCUGCAUGA
Messenger RNA from Pleurotus ostreatus (oyster mushroom), 1503 nucleotides. RefSeq lists its product as uncharacterized. Bases 1 to 1503 code for a protein of 500 amino acids. The record is from RefSeq and is a predicted model, not a curated record. Lineage: Eukaryota; Fungi; Basidiomycota; Agaricomycetes; Agaricales; Pleurotaceae. The transcript has a single exon.